AUGAAUAUUCCAUGGGUAUUUCGAGGUGGGGCAGCGGCCGCCGUUGGCGCCAUCACGGCCGUUGAAUUCGAUCCUGAACUCGAGCUGCUGUGGGUGUGUGAUAGUUUUGGUAAUCUCAUGAGUUUUACCGUCCAGCCUCACAACGAGACGACGGAAUGGGCGGUCUAUUCCUCCUUUUCGGCCUCCACGCGAUCCCCGUCCAGCAUUGGGUUCAUCCCAAUCGCCGGCGAGUGCAUGGUGACGGUCCCGGACCGUGAGGUGAUUCGCGGAUUUAAACGAGGCGGGGUUCCCAUUAUGUGCCUCCCCCUUCCUUCGGACACCCAAAACUACAUCGAUCUCUUUCAGGCCAACACCCACACGGGCUCGAUGUACUUUGUAGGGGAUGUCGGCCUCACGCGGUUGGUCUUGCAGGAAGGUGAAACCAAACGCCAUACGGUGCCCGUGGAGGAGCCCACCAUCGUGGCCCUUAAACAGUUUGAUCAGUGGGUGGUGACGGGUAGUACGUCCGGGACGAUUAAUGUUUUCGAUGCGAAUGAUCUCAGCAGCGUGGGAAGCGUAUCCCCUUCGCGAAAUCGCGUGAUGACGCUCGAUGUGAUGGGAAAUACAAUCGCCGCCGCUUUUGUGGAGCGCUCCGGGACGGGUUUUGUGAAGGUGUUUGAUGUGCGAAAACUUGGGGAAGAGGUCUAUAUGAUUAAAGAUAUCUUUCCUGGUAAUACCACGCAGAUGAGGCUUUAUCUGGACUCCUUUCGACCAACCCAAACCCGCGCGUUCUUACUCACCCCACAGGGCUAUCACAUCAUCCAGCUGGAUCUUGAGAAGCCCGUUUAUAGCUCGGGCGGCAUCAUCGAAGGCUCCUCCACCGCGGUUUCCGUCUCGCGCAAUCGAAUGUGCGCGGUGGUAGGGAACGACAAGGGUCAUUUCUUCGCACUUUCCCACCCCGCUAAACGGGAUGAGUAUAUUAUGUCUAACUUUAUCCAGCCUGUGAAGCCCAAACAACCAAGUUUUACACAAUGUUGGGUUUCGCCGAACGGAGAUAAUGGUUUUGAUGAGUCCUGCGCCAGUCUUGGCCUCGCGUCGAACUGGCCGGAGGAUGAUUAUAUGAUUUUGAAGGUUCCACAGAAGCUGCGGUGUGUGAAUCUCGGCCCCUACGCCUCGCACUCCAUCGUGCCUAAUCAGUGGGGGUUUAUCCGCGCGGAUUCGUAUUUAAUCGACACGAAAGAAAAGCUGUCUGCAAUUAUUCCCAAUCCUUACCCCUUCAACACCCAACUUGGCAAUGAUCCUGGACGAGUCCAGGAGCUUUUGCUGGAAUUUCGAAAAGAUAUGAAGCGAAAGCACAAAGUUUCCCGUGGUGGGGGAACUGGAGAGUACGACCCGAUGGAAGAUUCCCUGCAGGUGUGUUAUAGCAUGCAGCAUAAAUUGGACUGGCGAAGCUAUAAUGAAAUUCCCCAUCACGUGGCGGGGAUGGACAACAGCUUUCCGGAGUCUUGGUUGACCCCGAUUUUGCAAUCGCUGUAUCUCUGCCAACCGCCGGAGUUUCCAAUCCGACGGGUGAUUCUACGCCACCUUUGUCGACGGGAGUUUUGCAUGACGUGCGAGAUAGCGAUUAUAUUCGCCAAUAUCAUGAUUACCGCCUCCAGCGCCAGCGGGCUCAAGGAGGCCGCCCUACCGCCCAUCGUCCAAGUUGGCAAUCUCAUUCGCACCCUUCGCCAGAUCCGCACCUUUGCCACCUCGAAUGUCUUCCAAAAGGCCAAAAAUCGAGACGACGCUGUGGCCAAGAUGCAUUUAGUGCAGCGACUGAUCUUAGAAACGCUUCACAAGGAUUUGCAAGAUCAGAAAGGCUAUCCUUUUAUGAAGUACCAGCCCCCUUCUCCCGAAUAUGAGAAUUCCAUCGCCUCCUUCUUUGGUACCGAAUUCACCGUGAAUGGCCGUAUUCACGUAGAGCCGCGGUUUUUCUGGGAGGUCCCUGCCUCCGCGCUGAAAGUGGAUGAAGGUUUACAGCAUCUUUUAAAGCAGUUAGAGGCGUGUAAGGAUCAGGUGCAGAUUAAGCGUCUCCCCCCGAUCAUUGUCCUUUUGUUGAAUCCCGAGCAUAACAACCUCAAACCCCCCACCAGCCUCAAAAUCUCCCGCUCCAACAAGGAGGACUACAACUACGUCCUGAACAGCAACAUCAUCCACCUCGCGGACGACAUCGAGGAUGUGGGCAAUUUCGUCAGCCACCAGCGCAUCAAGGACGACCUAUUCGCCCUGGUGAACGACUACCGCGUGACGUCGCCGAUGAAGAUCACGGAGUUGGAACAUUUAAUCCCGGCCCUUCGGUCCUACUCCGCAGUGGUGAUUUACUACGCGCUGGACCAGCUCACGGCCCCCCCGUACGCCCACCAGGACAACAACCUCCCGCCGAAUAUGUGGCCCAUUCUCGGCCCGUUGUUGGUGGAGGACGUCCUGGCGAAGGGCCUUCAGCGGAAUCCGGCCCGGCAGCAGUUCAAGUCCCCGCUUUCCUCGCACACCGACAUCCAGCCCGGCGACCUCGUCGCGAUCGACGCGGAGUACGUCGUGUUGAAGUGGCCUCACAAGGACGAGGAGGCCGAUUUCGUCUACUCCGCGCACCGGAAGCCGCGGAUGGGCCUCGCGCGCGUGAGCUGCGUCCUCAGCCGCGAGGACGGCGACGAGCGCACGAUCGUCGACGACUACGUCCACAUCUUGGAGGAGAUCGACGACUACGUCACGCAGUUUAGCGGGAUCCACCCUGGCGAUUUGGAUCCACUGCAAUCGACCAAAAACCUGACGUCGUUUAAGUCGACCUGUCUGAAACUCCGAGCCCUGGCUGACGCCGGGGUGGUUUUUGUCGGCCACGGCCUCAGUCAGGACUUCCGUGUGUGCAAUAUCGCCAUCCCGAAGAAGCAAAUCAUUGACACCUUGGAGCUUUUUCACGUCAAGGGCGGGCGGUUUUUAUCCCUUCGGUUUUUGAUGUUCCACAUCCUCGGCGAGCGCGUCCAGGAGGGGGAGCACGACUCCAUCGAGGACGCCCGGGCCUCCCUUCGCUUGUAUCGCAAAUACGUCCAACUGCAAAAGGAAGGCACCUUUGAGAAUGCGUUGAAUAAAAUUAUGGCAAAAGGGGCGGAGACGAGUUGGUUUGUCCCGGAAAGCCGCUCGGGCGCGUUCAACGACAUUUCGGAGUCGAUGACGGGGUCAAUGAUUAGUUCGACAGUCUACGUCUCGCGCGGGGCCAACGUGAGUGAUGGGGAGACCACAAAGGAAAUUCUAGAGGAUGUGAGUCAUCUGGCUAAAGAGGAAUCCGAAGUGGAAGUAGAGGUCGAGGGGACGUCGAAAAGUGAAGGAAAAACGAUAAAGACGGGCGCAGGAUCGACCUCGUCCAUCCCGGCCACUGAAACAACGAGCUGA
Molecule: messenger RNA, 3402 nt
Organism: Phytomonas sp. Hart1
Lineage: Eukaryota; Euglenozoa; Kinetoplastea; Trypanosomatida; Trypanosomatidae
Source: the annotation of a GenBank genome assembly